AUGCCACCUCCUGAUAAGAAACCAGGAAAGGGUAAGACUCUUCUGCAGUCUUACCUAAACACCUUUAAUCAACAAAAUGAAGAGCCAACCACUGUAAUUUCAGUGAAAAGAGAUGUCGAUGAGGAGGCAGAAUCUGGAGUGACAUACUUUGUAGAUGAAGAAGGUCGAUAUUAUUACCAGCCCGCUGGUGAAAAUCAGGGUCUUAUACCACUACCAACUGGAGAAAAUGAAGAAAAUGAGGAGGUAAUGGGAGAGGAUGAAUCUCAAAUGUUGGUAGACAGUGAUGGAUAUCAAACUGUCACUUUGAUGCCAUCAGACAAUGGUAAUGGUGAAGUGAGCUAUGUUCUAGUAGUACAAGAGGAGACUAAGCCAGUCAUCAAUAUAGACAUAAAGGAGGAGAAGAACAAUGAGGAUGUCUACAAUUUCGAAGAUGAGGAGGAAGAGGCUGGUCAAGAGGUAACAGAUGAAGAAAAUGAUAAAUCCAAAGUUAAAGUAGGGAAAAAGCGUACAAAGCAUACACGCGCCCAUUUCACAUGCAACUUCUGCUCUUACACUAGUCAUAGACGGUAUUUAUUACUGCGUCAUAUGAAAUCCCACUCUGAGGAUCGCCCACACAAAUGUGGAGUUUGUGAACGUGGAUUCAAGACUAUUGCUUCUCUGCAGAAUCAUGUCAAUAUGCACAAUGGUGUUAAACCACAUGUUUGCAAAUAUUGCAAAAGUCCAUUCACAACUUCUGGUGAGCUGGUGCGCCAUAUCCGGUACAAGCAUACGCACGAGAAGCCACACAAGUGCACCGAGUGCGACUACGCCUCGGUAGAGCUAUCCAAACUGCGGCGCCAUGUCCGCUGCCACACGGGCGAACGGCCAUACCAGUGCCCGCACUGCACCUAUGCCUCCCCGGACACGUUCAAGCUGAAGCGUCAUCUCCGUACGCACACCGGGGAAAAGCCCUACAAGUGCGAACAUUGCAACUUGUGCUUCACGCAGUCCAACUCAUUGAAGGCUCAUAAACUUAUCCACAAUGUUGCCGACAAACCGGUGUACGCAUGCGAGCUGUGCCCCACAAAAUGCGGCCGCAAGACCGACCUGCGGAUCCACGUCCAGAAGCUGCACACAUCUGACAAACCACUGAAGUGCAAGAGAUGCGGAAAGUCGUUCCCCGAUCGAUAUUCGUGCAAAGUUCAUAACAAGACCCACGAGGGCGAGAAGUGCUACAAGUGUGACCUCUGCAUGUACGCAUCAACCACAUUGAGACAUCUCAAAUCUCACAUGCUGAAGCACACAGACGAGAAGCCCUUUGUCUGCGAUCAGUGCGAUCAGUCCUUCAGGCAGAAGCAGUUGCUGCGCCGCCACCAGAACCUGUACCACAACCCGGAUUACGUGCCGAAGGCGCCCAAAGAGAAGACGCACACUUGCCAUGAGUGCCACCGCACAUUCGCGCAUAAGGGCAACCUGAUUCGGCACCUGGCCGUCCACGACCCGGAUUCAGGCCACCAAGAGCGCGUGCUUUCCCUCAAGCUUGGCCGCCAGAAGAAGGUCAAAUACGUCAGCGGUCAACUGAAGCAUGUGGACGAGGAUUCUGAGAAUGAGCAAGAGAGUGAGAAUGUGAAAGUCGAGAUCACCAACAAAGAGUUGAAGCGGGGCGAAUACGUGACAGUCGCCGACGGCGAUGGCCAGCAGUACGUGGUCCUGGAGGUCAUACAGCUCGAGGACGGCACCGAGCAGCAAGUGGCAGUCGUGGCCCCGGAUUACGUUGAAGAGGAGGAGCAACCCGAAGAAGAAGAGGAAGAAGACCCUAUCGAGGAGGACAGGAAAGAUUUGAUCAUCCUUGAGAAAGAACAAACUAAGCAGAAAGAUAUGGAAAGGAGCCUUAAAUUGGAGAAGGACGUAGACACGUGUUUCGGAUUCGAUGAGGAAGAGGAGCCGGAGGACGACGAAGUAAGCUAUGAUGACAAGCUUAUCCUGCGCUUGGUU
This is a messenger RNA of Iphiclides podalirius (scarce swallowtail), 1974 nucleotides long. The record is from the annotation of a GenBank genome assembly. NCBI's taxonomy places the organism in Eukaryota, Metazoa, Arthropoda, Insecta, Lepidoptera, Papilionidae.